AUGUCGUGUAUGACAGCCGCAUGUACGGACUGGGGAAGCGUGCCUGGGGCUGGGGAGCGGGUGGGAAGCCAUGAGCCUGGCGAGGACCCGUCCGUCACCCUCUUCCGGGCGUACCUGAGACUCAGGACGGUCCAGCCUGAGCCUGACUAUGAUGCGGCCGUGCAGUUCCUGGAGCAGAUGGCAGGCGAGCUCGGCCUGGGGUGUCAGAAAGUGGAGGUGUGCCCAGGCCGGGUGGUCACCAUCCUGACCUGGCCGGGCACGGCCCCGCAGCUCCGCUCCAUCCUGCUCAACUCCCACACGGAUGUGGUGCCGCGCCCACGCCCCACAGGAGCCCUUCUGUGUCGUUCAGCGCUGGUGUCUUCCCUGCAGGAGCACUGGGCCCACGACCCCUUCGAAGCCUUUAAGGACUCUCAGGGGAACAUCUACGCCCGCGGGGCCCAGGAUAUGAAGUGUGUCUCCAUCCAGUACAUUGAGGCCAUUCGGAGGCUGCAGGCCGAGGGGAAGCGCUUCCCCCGCACGGUUCACAUGACGUUUGUGCCCGGUAAGCGGCUAGCGGGUCGCCAGAGCCACAGAGUGAUCACCUCCCUGCUGCAGUUCCGAGAGAGCGAGAAGCAGAGGUAAGAGGCAGCCCCCCGGGAAACCUGCCGCUCUUGUUUGGCCCCAGGGAGAAUGAGCGUCCUAGCUCAUGGGUUAAGGACGCACCCGUGGGCCUGGGACUCAAGACUCCUGGCUUCUCUCCUCAGCACCUUGGGAGAGCCGCCCCUCCCCCCCCGGUUUAUGCCCCCUACUGAUUUGCCCCCUUUCCUGCAGGCAUUUGAGGAGCAACUCGCAGCCUGGUGCCGGGCUGCUGGAGAGGGUGUCACCUACGAGUUCCACCAGAAAUACAUGGAUCAGACGGUGACCAGCACGGAGGAGUCGGACCCGUGGUGGAAGGCUUUCAGCGGGGCCUGCCGAGACAUGUGAGUAG
Messenger RNA from Pelodiscus sinensis (Chinese soft-shelled turtle), 967 nucleotides. Lineage: Eukaryota; Metazoa; Chordata; Testudines; Trionychidae. The record is from RefSeq and is a predicted model, not a curated record.